Molecule: messenger RNA, 1962 nt
Organism: Torulaspora delbrueckii
Lineage: Eukaryota; Fungi; Ascomycota; Saccharomycetes; Saccharomycetales; Saccharomycetaceae
Gene: MAE1
Product: malate dehydrogenase (oxaloacetate-decarboxylating)
Exons: 1
Coding region: 1-1962 (653 amino acids)
Biological process (GO): malate metabolic process; pyruvate metabolic process
Cellular component (GO): mitochondrion
Molecular function (GO): malate dehydrogenase (decarboxylating) (NAD+) activity; NAD binding
Source: RefSeq, a predicted model, not a curated record
AUGAUGAUGAUGAGAUAUAGAGCCUCUUCAAGGAUAGCACAAUGUGCUGCACGUUCUUCAUGUGCCCGUUUUUACUCUUCGAGUACCAAACCAAAUUUGGCUACCACUACUAGGGACACUACAUUCAACCAGCAAACGUACGGAGAUAGCAACAUUCAAAAGAUUCCAGUGGGAUCAACUGCCAAGAAACUUUUUGGCAAACCAAAGAAGACACGUUUGUCCGUCGAUGGUCCUAUUGAAUGUCCAUUGGAAAGUUUUCAAUUAUUAAACUCUCCAUUGUUCAACAAAGGUUCUGCGUUUACACAGGAAGAGAGGCAAGCUUUCAAUUUGGAUGCAUUGCUACCACCACAAGUGAACACUUUGGAUGAACAAGUUGAGAGAGCUUAUAAGCAACUUUGUUAUCUGAAGACUCCUUUGGCCAAGAACGAUUUCAUGACUUCUAUGCGUGUUCAGAACAAAGUCCUAUAUUUUGCCUUGGUCAGAGAACACAUUAGAGAAUUGGUUCCUAUUAUUUACACACCAACAGAAGGUGAUGCAAUUGCUGCUUAUUCGCACAGAUUCAGAAGACCUGAAGGUAUCUUUUUGGAUAUCACCGAACCAGAGUCCGUAGAACGUAGAAUGGCCGUUUACGGUGGUGACAAGGACGUCGAUUACAUUGUUGUUUCCGAUUCUGAAGGUAUUCUUGGUAUCGGUGAUCAAGGUAUUGGUGGAAUCCGUAUUGCCAUCUCUAAAUUGGCACUAAUGACUUUGUGUGGUGGUAUUCACCCUGGUCGUGUGAUGCCUGUUUGUCUGGACGUUGGUACCAACAACAAGAAACUUGCGCGUGACGAAUUGUACAUGGGUAACAGAUUCGCCAGAAUCAGAGGUAAGCAAUAUGAUUAUUUGAUUGAAAAAUUCAUUCAAUCAAUCAAGAAGAGAUUCCCUAAUGCUGUGCUACAUUUUGAAGAUUUCGGUGUGAAGAACGCAAGAAGAAUCUUAGAUAAGUACCGUAACGAAUUGGCUUGUUUCAACGACGAUAUCCAAGGUACUGGUGCUGUCGUCAUGGCUUCAUUGAUUGCUGCUCUAAAACACACAAAGAGAGAUUUGAAAGACAUCACCGUUUUAGUUUAUGGUGCUGGUUCUGCAGGUCUUGGUAUCGCCGAUCAAAUCGUGAAUCACAUGGUUACUCACGGUCUUUCGAAAGAAGAGGCCCGCACAAAGAUCUAUCUAAUGGAUAGACGUGGGUUGAUCUUGAGUUCCAUGGAAUCUGGCUCGACACAGGCACAACACGUUUACGCCAAAUCAGACGAAGAGUGGUCUGAUGUGAACUGUAAAUCUUUACUUGACGUUGUCUCCCGCGUGAAACCAACCUGUCUAAUCGGUUGUUCCACUCAAGCAGGUGCCUUCAACAAGUCUAUCGUACAGGAAAUGUACAAGCACAACCCAAGACCUAUCAUCUUCCCACUAUCGAAUCCAACCAGAUUGCACGAAGCUGUACCUGAAGAUCUAUUGAACUGGACCGAUAACAACGCCUUAGUGGCCACCGGUUCACCAUUCCCACCUGUUAACGGCUACCGUAUCUCCGAGAACAACAACUGUUUCUCAUUCCCAGGUAUUGGUCUUGGUGCAGUCCUUUCUCGUGCCAAGGUCAUCUCGGAUACCAUGAUCAGUGCCGCCGUGGAUCAACUUGCCGCCUUGUCGCCAUUAGAAGAAGGUAACUCGAAACCUGGUCUUUUACCACCUCUAGAAGUGAUUCAGGAUACUUCCUCGAAAGUGGCCACAGCAGUGAUCCUACAGGCUCUAAAAGAGGGAUCUGCACGUAUUGAAGAAGAAGACGUGCCAGGUGAAACGGGCAAGAAGGUUAAAGUGCCGCGUGACUUUGACCAAUGUCUCGCCUGGGUCAAGAACCAAAUGUGGGAGCCAAGGUAUAGACCAAUGAUCAAAGUGGAUCAUGAUCCAACUUUCCAUUCGCAUCAAAUUUAA